Helianthus annuus (common sunflower) is the source of this 557-nucleotide messenger RNA. RefSeq lists its product as uncharacterized. The record is from RefSeq and is a predicted model, not a curated record. The transcript is spliced from 2 exons. NCBI's taxonomy places the organism in Eukaryota, Viridiplantae, Streptophyta, Magnoliopsida, Asterales, Asteraceae. The coding region runs from base 76 to 363 and encodes 95 amino acids.
UUAUAGGAUACUCUACCGGCUGAUGAGUACCUGAAAACCCCCAAGUCGUGAAAAAAACAAUUUUCAACGGAAACGAUGGAGAAGAUAGAAAACGGGCAACCGGCGGCAAUCAGAGAAGAAGAGCAGAUCGUAUGCAAGAGGUGUAAAAACACGUUUACACGAUCUUCAAACAACUCUUCUGCUUGCCGAUUUCAUCCUUCUUUCUUCGUAUGUCGCCGUCACGACGAUCAGAAAAGGUAUUAUGAACUUGGACCUGAUGAUCCACCCUAUGCUGCCAAAUUUUACGAUUGUUGUGGAGCAGAGGAACCUGAAGCGUCUGGCUGCACCACCAGUUUUCAUGUCUCUUAUGAUGAUGAUGCCUAAAAUAUGUAUAUAAACUUUUUGAAAGGAAACAAGUAAAACCAAAUAUCCCUUGUUCAUGUUAAUGUGGCUAUAACACCGCUUAAUGCUUAACUGUUUCGGUUUGUUUAGUGGUUGGAGCUUACUUUCCUUCUGCCUAUCUUGAUAAGUUUUCAUAUGAGCCUGUUUAUGAUUAUGUGAAACAAAGUUGAUGAUCG